This is a messenger RNA of Melanaphis sacchari, 656 nucleotides long. It is a transcript of the gene mRpL23, whose product is annotated as 39S ribosomal protein L23, mitochondrial. Gene Ontology annotation, biological process: mitochondrial translation. The record is from RefSeq and is a predicted model, not a curated record. Bases 127 to 591 code for a protein of 154 amino acids. The transcript is spliced from 4 exons. Lineage: Eukaryota; Metazoa; Arthropoda; Insecta; Hemiptera; Aphididae. Gene Ontology annotation, cellular component: mitochondrial large ribosomal subunit; ribosome. Gene Ontology annotation, molecular function: structural constituent of ribosome.
ACAAAUUUAGUAUAACUUAAUCAAAUCAUUCAAAUCCACACUGUAUAGCAAAUAAUAAAAAUACUAGAUGCAUGAUAUAAGUUAUAAAAUAAUUAUUAUUCAUUACAAUAUUUAAAAAACAAUAUAAUGUCUACCAGAUGGUAUCCAAUUUAUCAAAGAGGCAAUCCUCAACUACGUAUUUUUUUGCCUAAUUUUUGGAUGAAAUUAGUACGACCAGAAGAAAAACAACCAAAAAAUGUGGUUCAAUUUAUGGUACCUACCGGAAUGACAAAUUAUGAUAUAGAAAAUUAUUUAACAAAAAUUUAUAAAAUUAAAGUUAUUAAAAUUGAAUCGAAUAUUGAGAAUGGUAAACUGAAAAGACCGAUUUAUAAUAAAUAUGGACCUAUUGUAAAAGAAGAUGAUUUCCGACGAGCGUUUGUAACAAUGCCUAAAGAUCAAGAAUUUGAAUUUCCUAAUGUGUGUCAUACAGAAGAAUUUAAAAAACGUACUUCUGAAGACGAAAAAUCAAGCAAAAUUAGUCAAGAUAUGUAUAAAGACUAUUUGAAAAAACAAGGUAACCGUCCUGGGUUACCUGGCUGGUUUUCUUUUUAAAAAUUCAACAUAUUUUUAAGCAUGUACAUAAAUAGAAUAUGUUUAUUUACAAUAAUAAGAAUUAG